UGUCGGACUCCGGAGCGUCACCCCGACCUGACGCUCUCUUGUACCACAGCGCAGCUGUUACCAUUACUUCAUCUCUUAUUGGAUCAAGACCGAGAGAGAGGGAGAGAGGGAGAGAGAGAGAGAGAGAGAGAGCAAAGGCAAACAAGUGGAGAGAGAGAGAGCGGGAGAGAGUUGGAAGCCUGCGCCGUGCUUCAUCGAUCUGCAGAGGUGCACCGAGGACCUUCUGUCGGACAUUGGUCACAUCUUUCAGUUUUUUAAGUGAAUGCCAGAAGUAGAGUGACUCUUUGGAAAAUGCUUCUGGGAAAUUUGGUAGUGGUUGCGUUCUGUCUGUGGGGCAUUGAUGUCAGCAGAGCUUAUGUGUUUCAAGCCAGCCGACCUUCAGAGGGAGGGGACAACCCGCCAUCUCAUACUAAAAUCAUUUCAGAGUGGGUCAGCUCAGCGGGCUCCUGUAAGGGGAGGUGCUUUGAGCUGGAGGUGGCCAGCCCUCCAGGAUGCAGAUGUGACAAUCUCUGCAAAACCUACUACAGCUGCUGCUCUGACUUUGAUGAGCACUGCCUGAAAACAGAGGGAGGCUUUGAAUGCAAACAGGAACGGUGUAGGGAGGAGAGGAAUGAAGACCAUGCCUGCCACUGCUCAGAGGACUGUCUGGAAAAAGGAGACUGCUGCUCAAAUUACAAGUCCAUGUGCAAAGGUGAGACUUCGUGGCUGCAAGAAGAAUGCGAGGACAUCACGAGUCCUGAAUGCCCUGCAGGCUUCGUCCGUCCUCCUCUCAUCAUGCUCUCGCUCGAUGGGUUCAGAGCCUCCUACCUGAAGAAGGACCAGUCUGUCAUCCCAAACCUUCAUAAACUCAGAGGAUGUGGCACGUCUACACCGUACAUGCGACCAGUCUACCCAUCAAAAACAUUUCCAAAUUUGUACACCUUAGCCACGGGCCUGUACCCAGAGUCCCACGGGAUUGUGGGGAACACCAUGUAUGACCCAGACUUUAAUGCCACGUUCACACUGCGUUCCAGAGAGAAACUGAACCACCGCUGGUGGGGCGGACAGCCUAUCUGGAUCACCGCUGAGAAACAAGGAGUGAAACCAGGCACGUUCUUCUGGCCUUGGGUGAUUCCUCUUGAAAGGAGGAUUUUGACCAUCUUGCACUGGCUGCACUUGCCCGAUGAUGUCAGGCCGUAUGUUUAUGCUAUCCACUCAGAGCAGCCCGAUGCCUACGGACAUCGAAUGGGUCCACUCAGCAGUGAGCUGGACAACCCUCUGAGGGAAAUUGACAACAUCAUUGGUCAGCUAAUGAAUGGACUGAAGCAGAUGAACCUGCACCGCUGUAUCAAUCUCAUCAUUGUAGGAGAUCACGGGAUGGAGGAGGCCCACUGCGACAGGACAGAGUUUCUCAGCAGCUACCCACUCAACAUAGACGAGAUCACGCUGAUCCCUGGCUCGCUGGGCAGAAUACGACCCCGUGAGCCAAAACCGACCACGUAUGACCCAAAAGUUGUGGUUGCAAACCUCACUUGCAAAAUGCCAGCUCAGCACUUCAAGCCAUACCUGAAACGGGAUUUACCCAAGAGGCUUCACUACGCCAACAACAGACGGAUUGAGGAUGUCCAUCUGCUGAUGGAGAGGAAGUGGCACAUUGCCAGGAAAAUGCCAGAAAAGCCGAGGACUCGGUGUGGCUUCUUUGGUGAUCACGGCUUUGACAACAAGAUAACCAGCAUGAGGACAAUCUUUAUUGGCCAUGGGCCAAGCUUCAAAUUUCAGAAGAUGGUGCCGGAGUUUGAGAAUAUAGAGUUAUACAAUGUCAUGUGUGACUUGUUGGGCUUGAAGCCAGUUCCAAACAACGGGACACACGGCAGUCUGAACGACAUGCUGAAAGAUCCGCCUUUCCAACCCAGCAUGCCAGAGGAAGUCACGCCACCGUCGCCGUCGUCCGACGCCGAAAUCAGCCACGACCUGGGCUGCAGCUGUGACGAUGAGAACAAAGUGGAGAUCAAUGGGCUGUUCACUCGUGCAUCAGAUGGGGUCUACAGUUAUAACAGCACCCAGCUGCCGUUUGGUCGACCAGCGGUGAUGUUUGACACUCAGUACAGUCUUCUUCAUCAUGUGGAGUUCAUCAGUGGAUACAGCAAAGAGCUAGCCAUGCCCCUGUGGACAUCAUACACACUGCCACCACAGGAGGACAUGACUCCUGUACCAGAUGCUUCUCCGAGUGCUCAGUGCAUCCGAGUCGACGCCAGAGUGUCAGCUGAUCACAGUCAGAGCUGCAGCGCCUACGGCCAGAACACCCACCUCACGUAUGGCUUCCUCUUCCCCCCAGAGCUGGCAACGUCUCCCGAGUCCAGAUAUGACGCUUCGCUCAUCACCAACACUGUCCCCAUGUACCCUGCCUUCAAGAGAGUGUGGAGUUACCUACAAGGCACGCUGCUGCGGCGUUAUGCAGAGGCCAGCAAUGGGAUCAACGUUCUCUGCGGCCCUGUUUUUGAUUAUAACUACGACGGCCUUCGAGACACCACCGAGAAGAUAAAAGAGUUCUCAGCUGAUGGCUUCCCCGUUCCCACCCACUUCUACACUGUGAUUACAAGCUGCCAGGAGGUGAACCAGACGGUUGAUGAGUGUGACGGAGCGCUAAAGGUUUUCUCCUUCCUCCUUCCUAACAAGCCAGACAACAGUGAGGCAUGCAAUAGCGCCGAGGAUGAAUCGAAGUGGGUCGAAGACAUGCUGAAGCUCCACACAGCCCGAGUACGAGAUGUGGAGAUCCUUACGGGCCUGGACCUCUACAGAUCCACAAACCUCACAUACACCAACACCCUAAUUCUCAAAACCUACCUGGAGACCUUUGAGAGGGAUGAGUAGGAGCCAGAGACAGAGAUGAUCAUAUAGGAUGUAACCCUUUGUAAAAUGUCUGCAUUUUUAUUGCAUGCUCUUUGGAAAGACAACAUAAUGCUGUUCCACUGCUGAAGAACCGCCCAAGAAGUGCUUGGAAAGGGAACACAUAUUUGAAAAUUACAAGAAUGUUUGUUAUGACAGGAAUAUUACAGUACUCAUUCUAAAGCACACAUCAAGAACCACACCAGUGUUUUAUGUCUGUGCCUAAAAGAGAUUUCUCCUUCACAUUUCUACUGCCAUAUGCACUGCAUGCUAUGAGAUUUAAUAUGUAAAGUUACAUGUGUUUAGUCAUUUAGAAAAAUCCAUUCUUGGUGGUCUUCGAUCAUGGAAGAUAAUCAUUGUGAACUGACACAGUGAGAAGUUUUCAUUGCAAACUGUAAGAAAAUAGAUUUAAAAAAAAAGAUCAAAGUGGUUAAAAAAUGACGUGAAAAAUGAGAACAUAUCAACCAGGCUUUAAUUUCUUCAAUCUUGUAGUUUGACCUGUUCACAGCAGCCAGUAAAACAGGUGGAAUCACAAACUUUUAAAAUCAACAUACUCCCAAAUUAGUCACUGAGUCUGUAAACUCAUCAAAAGGUUGAUCAAGAUUAAGACACUUCUAUAGGUCCAGAACUCUUGGCCUUCAGCUGAAGGCACGUCUGCACUGGCUUAACUUUACUUCCUGUUUCAUACUGCCUGUGCCACUAACUAUAAGACUAUGAUUAUGGGCAGAGUUUUCCCAAAUGGAAAAAAAGUGAACACAUAUUUUUUCUUAUCUUUUAAUUUCUGAAAAUGUAGCACUUCUUUUUUACAAAACCCAACUUUCUCCCUUUGUCCCUAAACCACUUGAUGGUGAUCCAGCAGAUGCUAAGAGUUUAACACCAGCAAAUGUGCAAAUUUGCUGGUGUUUAGUUUCUUGAUUGCAUGAUGAUUUAACCAACAGUUGUGUGACAGGUAAUCCAACAGGCCUAACCGACCAUAGUCCUGCACCUACAGUGAAAAACUGUCGUUGUGAUUUCAUAAGCACCUGCUUGUUAUCUCUUUUGCUAACUCUGUCAAAAGGUGUGAAUUUUUCUACAAUUUAUCAUAUUUAUAAUAACUUUGCCACUCGUCCAUCCUGCUAGCCAUCGCUUCUCCGAUUCUGUUCAGUGUCCUGGGCAGCUGAAGCUGAAACCAAGCAAUCAUUGGGUGAAAGGUGGUGUACACCCUAUAUAGGUUUCCAAUCCUCCACAGCUCUUACAUCUGAGACAUGCAUUCACAUUCACACCUUUGGGAGGAAACUGGAGUACCUGCAGGGAGCUCAUGCCAGCACAAGGACAGCAUGCCAAUUCCAGUCUUUUCUUGCUUUUCCUGUUCUAACAAUGUACUCACAAUCACAACAAAGGAGUGUGGUUUGGAACAUGUCCAGUUUAAUUAAAAGUUUAAAGAACUUAAUGUCACCACCUCUUUUAGAAAAUUUAAAGAGAAAUGAAUGCAUUCAUCUCAGUCCAAAUGAUUACUAUUUUGCAAACUGAAUGCAGACAUUAGGUGUGCAAAGAGGCUGCUGUAAAACCACGUGUCUCUGCAAUACAGUGUAAUAUAGCCGAGAUACUGAAAACACAAAUUAAAAUGAAUAUCGUUUGACCUUCACUUUGAUUUUGAGCCAACUGAGUUACAACAUGAUAGCUUAAAAUGAGACCUAACCUCGAAACCAUGGAAGUGUCCUUUAGUUCUGUUUAAACGGUGGAGAGGCGACACUGAUGUCAUCUGUCUGACGUUAUCUCUUUAUCCAAAUUCAACUUUGCUUCCACGCCUUUAUUCCUACACCGAUAAGCCAGAACCUGCAUUUUUUUCACGUUUGACAUUUUGUAACAUUAGCCCAGUGUUACCAUACCUAACUACUCGUGACUGCGUAGCCAUAGUCAUGGUAAUAAGUAAAAGGAUCAAUAAAAAGUCAGUUAAUAGACCUGUCAAGAUGUGUAUGAAGCCAUGUUUAUUCUUGUAGCCUUUCAAAUAAAAUCUGUAGAGUAGUGGAAACGUUCA
Molecule: messenger RNA, 4882 nt
Organism: Maylandia zebra (zebra mbuna)
Lineage: Eukaryota; Metazoa; Chordata; Actinopteri; Cichliformes; Cichlidae
Gene: enpp2l
Product: ectonucleotide pyrophosphatase/phosphodiesterase 2-like
Biological process (GO): phosphatidylcholine catabolic process; immune response
Molecular function (GO): polysaccharide binding; alkylglycerophosphoethanolamine phosphodiesterase activity; calcium ion binding
Source: RefSeq, a predicted model, not a curated record